CAUUCAACCACUGGGUUUAAUGUUGCUGUGUGUUUACUACAGUAUUUAGUAUAAGGGGCCGUUUGCCUUUUACAUGCUGUGAACUCUGAGUAAGAGAACAGAGGUUUUUAGUUUUAUCUUAAAGAAGCAAUUCAGGAAUCCAACAUGCCCAAGAGAAAGCAAGGUGCUGAAGGAGAUGUGAAGGAGGAGCCUCAGAGGAGAUCCGCAAGGUUAUCGGCAAAACCUGCACCUCCGAAGCCUGAACCAAAACCUAAAAAAACAGCAAAGAAAGAGAAAGCUGUCAAUGAUAAGAAAGAGGAGAAAAAGCCUAAGGUGAAAAAGGGGAAGGAGGAGGCAGAGGCCAAUGAGGAGAACCACUCUGAAAAUGGAGAGGCCAAGACAAACGAGGUCGAAGAGACCCCUGAAGAGCCGGAAAAGGAGGAAGCGAAGUCUGAGUAGCAGCACUGCCACCUUCCUCCUCCCCUCUUACCACCCUCCCCACCCCCUCCUGUCCCAAAAUGCCCCCAAGUCUCUCAUGUGGUCUACACCUCCAUGGCAUAAUUGUUAAACAGAGGAAUAUUUUUAUCAACGAUUUUAUAAAUAUCGGUACAGGUUUUUAGCACAAAAUAAAGCUAAAUGAUGGAGGGUCUUGCAGUUCUGACGUGGUUAUAUCAAGUGUCUGCAAGAAAGAUGAACACAAUAAAAAAAGAUUCUUUUUUUAAAUGGCAUUUUGUGAUUGUUGAUA
This is a messenger RNA of Megalops cyprinoides (Indo-Pacific tarpon), 724 nucleotides long. RefSeq names its product non-histone chromosomal protein HMG-14A-like. NCBI's taxonomy places the organism in Eukaryota, Metazoa, Chordata, Actinopteri, Elopiformes, Megalopidae. Gene Ontology annotation, cellular component: nucleus; chromatin. Bases 145 to 438 code for a protein of 97 amino acids. The transcript is spliced from 6 exons. Gene Ontology annotation, molecular function: nucleosomal DNA binding. Gene Ontology annotation, biological process: chromatin organization. The record is from RefSeq and is a predicted model, not a curated record.